This is a messenger RNA of Erpetoichthys calabaricus (reedfish), 9085 nucleotides long. It is a transcript of the gene h6pd, whose product is annotated as hexose-6-phosphate dehydrogenase (glucose 1-dehydrogenase). The record is from RefSeq and is a predicted model, not a curated record. NCBI's taxonomy places the organism in Eukaryota, Metazoa, Chordata, Cladistia, Polypteriformes, Polypteridae. The transcript is spliced from 6 exons. Bases 304 to 2676 code for a protein of 790 amino acids. Gene Ontology annotation, cellular component: endoplasmic reticulum. Gene Ontology annotation, biological process: pentose-phosphate shunt; glucose metabolic process; pentose-phosphate shunt, oxidative branch. Gene Ontology annotation, molecular function: 6-phosphogluconolactonase activity; glucose-6-phosphate dehydrogenase activity; NADP binding.
CCUUCAAAGCUACAACUUGACGUGUACAGAACGCGCGCACCAAUUCCUCUCAGCUCAGCUGCAGACCACUGUUACAUGGGACCAUUUUUUUAAUAUUCCUACGAACAUUUUGAGGCGGGAGAGAUCUCUGAAAUUUGUACGCAUCUCAGUGAAGGUGUGUCUGGGUGCAGGCAGAGAGGUGGAUCCAUGCAUUAAUUUGGAAGAGCAAGCACACAUUGAGAUAACCAGCACAACGUUGAGGAAAGGACAAUUCAACAACUCUUAAAACUGCCAAAGUGUGACUUUUGUUAUCUCUCCUAUUAAAUGAAGAUGAACUUUUUCAGUGCUUUCUUCUUUUUACUUGUCAGCCUUUACCCAUUACCUCAGAUCUUAGCAAAGGAGUCAAAUGGUCACAUUUCCGUUGUGAUUUUGGGAGCAACGGGCGAUUUAGCUCGGAAAUAUUUAUGGCAGGGAUUUUUCCACCACUACAUGGAACAAGUCACCAAUGGGUACAGCUUUAGCUUUUACGGUGGAGCCCUUGCAGAAGCCGACCAGGGAAACCCAGCAUUAUUUGAAAUCCUGAAGGGCCUGAGGUGCCCAUCUGAAGUGGAUCAGCAGAAAUGUGCUUUGUUGAAGGAACAGUUUUUAAAACUUUCUCAGUAUCGACAGCUGAGGACUGCAGAGCAGUAUUCUGCCCUUCAUGAAGAAAUCAACACGCAACUUAAGCAGGAAGAACUGGUAGAGGCAGGCAGAUUGUUUUAUUUGUCAGUUCCGGCCUUUGCAUAUGUUGAAAUUGCAGAAAGGAUCAAUAGCAGCUGCAGACCAACUACUGGGGGAUGGCUGAGAGUUGUUCUUGAGAAGCCAUUUGGCCAUGAUUAUGACAGUGCUCAGAGUCUAGCCGUGGAUUUGGAGAAGUAUCUCAGACAAGAUGAGAUGUACAGGAUAGACCACUAUUUGGGAAAACAGGCUGUUGCACAGAUAUUACCAUUUAGACAUGAUAACGCAAAAUUACUGUAUCCUCUGUGGAACCGACACCAUGUGGAAAAAGUGGAAAUCAUCCUAAAAGAAACAUUGGAUGUCAAAGGUCGGACACAAUUUUAUAAUCAGUAUGGUGUUAUUCGAGACGUUAUUCAGAAUCAUCUAACGGAGAUCCUGAUGCUUAUUGCCAUGGAAAUUCCCUAUAAUGUAAAUGACCCACAAGAGGUCCUCGGAAAGAAACUCAAAUUGUAUACUAAUUUACAAGACCUUUCCCGGAGGAGUGCAGUGGUUGGACAAUACCAGAAUUUUAAUUUUGAAGUUAAGGAGGAGUUAAAUAAGACAGUGGACUAUGUGAGCAACACCGCCACAUUUGCAGGUGUUGCAGUUUACAUUGAGAAUGUCCAGUGGGAUGGUGUGCCUUUUAUCUUGACUUCAGGAAAGGCACUGGAUGAACGUGUGGGCUAUGCACGCAUUGUCUUCAGGAAUCCAACUUUUUGUGUUCAGAAUGAGGAAGCCAUGCAUUGUAAACUCCGACAGGUGAUCUUUUAUUUUGGGCAUGGAAGUUUACAGCACCCAGCUAUUCUGGUCAGUAAGAGCCUAUUUAAACCCAUUUUACCUAGUGGCUGGAAGGAGGUGACUGAAUAUCCAGAAUUGACCUUACUAGGACAGCCACUUUCAGAGUACUACAUCUACACUCCAGUCACACAGAGUGAACCAUAUACAAUACUCAUCUCUCUAAUCUUUCAAGGUAAACAUGACAGUUUUGUCAGCACAGAAAAUCUGUUGGCCUCAUGGAAGUUCUGGUCACCAUUGCUUCAUAGUUUAUCCCUACAUAUGCCCCGUCUUUAUCCAGGAGGAAAUGACAAUAAUAAUUUUUUGGACUUUGAGCUUAAAGGCCAUGAGCUUUCUUUCAUUCAAGAGCCAGUGGUGAUAUCAUCAAACAUUCAAGAUGAAAUUUCAGUUGAUAGCUUUCAGAUCACUCAGGGUAAGUAUCGGCAGAAUGAAAUGGUCUCUGCAUGGGCUGAAGAACUAAUUUCAAGAUUAUCUGCUGAUCUGCAAAAAAUUGCUGAGGAAAGUGUUAAAAACAGUGGGCAAUUUCAUAUGGCACUGUCUGGGGGCUCUACUCCAAUUGCUUUGUUUCAAAGGUUGGCCUUGCACCAUUACACUUUCCCUUGGAAAAAGACACAUUUCUGGAUGGUCGAUGAGCGCUGUGUCCCCCUGGAUGAUUCUGGAUCCAACUUUAAAACUUUGCAUGACUACCUUUUGCAGUACAUCAAGGUCCCUUAUUACAAUAUUCACCCCAUGCCAGUCUACCUGAAUCAGAGGCUGUGUGUUGAAGAGGACAGUGGUGCAGAGGCCUAUGAAAAAGAGAUCCUGAAACUAGUAAAUGACACCAGCUUUGACUUUAUUCUUUUGGGUGUUGGAGAUGAUGGGCAUACUGCAUCAUUAUUCAAAAAUAGCAAAUUUGAAAUGCAUAAAGACAAGCUGGUAGCGCUGACAGAAAGCCCUUCAAAACCACAUCAGAGAAUGAGCCUAACAUUCUCGGCCAUUAAUAAAGCCAAAAACAUAACAGUUUUAAUAACUGGAAAGGCAAAGCAUGAAAUGAUAACUCAGUUAAGUCGUGUAAAGGAUGAUGCCAAAAAGUGGCCAAUAACAGCAGUGAAGCCCACAAGUGGAAAGCUUAUUUGGUAUAUUGAUUAUGAUGCUCUUCUUGGAUAAAGGAAAAAGUCUUUUCUGAGCCAUAAUUAUACUUUUUUUUUUUUUUUUUUUUUUUUUUUUUUAUUAACAUUUCAAAUGAGAUUUUUAGCUGUGAAUUAUACCGAAACAUAAAACCCAUAGCAGUAAUGCUCCAUUAAAAAAUGUUAAGACAUGUCCUGUGUUUGACAAUUUAAUAAAAGAAAUUAUAUAUAAGCAUAAGCACACAAGGUUAAAGCUCCAUUAGACCAGCAACAGUUUUGUACAUGAGGUUGGUCAUGCCCCAUGCCAUAUUUGUGUCUAAUGUAUUUCACAGUCUCGUGUGGAAGUUUAAAGGUUGAUCGUGUAUUUAAACACACUGCUGCAGAGGAACUCCAGUGUGUCACACACAGUCAUUCUAAUUUGUGUGCUGUCAGAUGCUGUUAAUUUGUCAUCCGUGGUCUCAACAUCUCAUUUUACAUUUCUUGGUUAUUAACAAUAUUUGGAGAGAAUAGAGAAUAGAGCCUUUAUUUGUCAAGAAAACUAUCAUUGUUUUUGUUGUACUUUUUUUUUUUUUUUUUUUUAUUUAGAGUUGCACACCUGUAUGGCACCUAACUUUGGCACAAUUGCACUAUAAGAGAUGGCAGCAUAUACAGUGAUGUGUGAAGACCUUGAUAAGUGUUUUCACAUGGUUAUAACGAACAAACAAAAACAAUCGGAAAAGGAAUUAGAAUUUUGACUUAUGUUUCAUUUUAUAGUUAUAAAUUAGAUUUUUGUCCUAAGGAUUAGUAAUGCUUUUUAUGAGAUGAAUCAGCUGAAUGUCUUCAAUUUUACUUUUGCCUAAUCUUUAAAGCAAGAACUGAUUAAAUCUCACCUCACUUCAGCAAUUGUUCCCAUGGACCUCCUAUUCAUACUAAUGAACACAAUGAAGCAUUCCUAGCUACAACAUGGGUCAUUUACCUCCAAGUAUAGUUUACUAUUUUCUUCCCUCUUAGCAUGUAAAAAAUGAACAGUGAUGAAUAUUCACUGUACUGAAUGAUUCUUUGUGAAGCCAUUUUUACAUUUGUCAUCCAUUAUAUUACAAGCCAAGUAAAUAACAACAAUGUUAUGCGGUAGUUGAGUUGUUAAUGGAGAAGCUGGCUUACUGGCUAACAACUACUGUAGAUAUGGGGAGCAAUAGCAAUGCAAUAUAGUAUUUCGAUAUUUUUCUUUGUUUUAUUUAAUCAGUAUAUUGACACUUAUCAAUUCAUUGCUUCUAUAGUCUUUUAAAAGGUAUGUAGAACUUUCCUUCCUUGAAUGAAAUUAGAAAUACCCUGACAAUAGUUUUUCUUUGUUGGUGGAUGCAGGAGCAAUAAUGGCUGGUAAUGUCAGACGUUCUGAUAAAAGGCUCCGUCCAUACUUAAGUUGAGUAUUUGGGUACAUUUUGGUUUUCAUACUUAGAGCUUUUCCCUAGUUAUCAUAAUUUUACAUACAGCUUCGCAUAAAACAUGCAGUUUGCGAGCAGUAUUUUAUGAAAAUCGAGUUCUUAAAGCUGCAAUACAGAAAUGAAGACUCUCUUCAUAUUCGUCUGCUGUGUACUGUACACUAAUUGGCCUUAAGGAACCGUUUGAGAUACUUAAAUGCUUUUUCUGCAGUUGAAUUAGUGUUUUCCCUAUUUAGUUUUAUCAAAGUGAAAGUUAUUCCAAUGGGAUAUGAUACCAAGCGAAGUAAUACCACACCAUAUAAUUUUCAAAGUCUGCUUAAUUCUGAGCAGUGUUGUGGGAGAGCUGGAGUCUAACCCAGCAGGCAUAGAAUGCAAGGCAGAAAUGGUCCCUGGACAGGGUGCCAGCCCAUCACAGGGAAUAAUUUUCAAUACAUAUCACAAUCAUGAACAGCUGAAAACGUUGUAGCAGUAUCUCACCAAAUAUCAUAAUAUUGUACAAUCAUGGUGUUAUCACAACAAAUAUCACAAUAACAUUGUAUUGGGGUGUCCUACUACUAGGGACUUUGUAAUUCACAGUUUCAUCAGGCUGUGACAACUUUAACUAUUUCUUUUCCUGGUUUAUCAAAAGAGCUGUGUUGUUUCACCUUGACUAGCCACUGCAACAAGAAAUAUAAAAUGAACAAAACUUUAAGAAUCCAUAUUAUUCUUACUAAUAAUUGCUAUAUGGUUUUAAAAUUAGUUUUUCCUCCUUUUUUUAAAAGCUGUCCUACAUAUGGAAAAAGCCACCUUUCAUGAACAAAUAAUGUUUAUUGUGUAAGCUUACAUUAGUUUUAUAUUUUUAUGUAAAUUUAUGCAAACUUGAAUACUUUAAAGAUUUUGUGUACAUGCUACGCAUGUAAACCAAAGUAGACCCUUUGCUUAUAGAAGGUUUAGAAAGUGAAUGUACGUACACGGAAUGUAUAAAAAUGCAGUGAGAUUACUGUAAAAUAUAAAUCUAUUUGUUUAUCUAUAAUUAGCAUUAAUUUUACUUAUUAAGAAUAGGUUAAAGUUCAAGCCAUAAGGCUAGUGUGAAAUCCACGUUAUCAGUACCCGUAUUAUGGUGCUAAUAAAAAUUCUUUGCAUUUGUAUAGUGCUUUUCUCACUACUCAAAGCGCUUAGCAAUUGCAGGUUAAGGGCCUUGCUCAAGGGCCCAACAGAGCAGUGCCUCUUUUGGCAUUUACGGGAUUUGAACCGGCAACCUUCCGAUUGCCAGUGCAGAUCUAUACAACAGCAAUCCUCAAGUUUAGUCCUGGAGGUCCCUUGUGGCUGCAGGUUUUUGUACCAAAAAGUUUUACAGUCAGCGAGUCAUCUUACUUGUUAACUGAUCUUGAUGUUGUUCUUUUUUCUCAGUCUAUGUUCAGAAAAGCAUAGUAGUGUGAGAUUUACAUUCAAAGAAAAGUUAGAAAGUCAUGUAUUUUGUCAUAGCUAUAAAUGUUUAACCAUCUUUUUUUGUAAUUUAAAAUUUUUUGUGGAGAUAAUACUAAUGACAUUAAAUCUUUUUAUUAUUGCUAAAAAUGCAACUACUUCAAUGUCAUGCGCAGUCAUGUGCUCACUAGAAAAUAAUCACUUAAAUAGGAAGGUGGGCUGAAAAGUGAUGUUGAUUAAAAUCUUAAAAAAAAAAAAAAAACGCACACACACACACAAAUGUAUUCCCAUGUGAAAUACAUUAAUGGUUGUUGAAUUCCAGUUAAUGGUUUGUUUUUUUUUGAUUCACUAUAUAACCAAAAGCCAAUAUUGAAUUGAGAUUCCUUAGGUCCCAAAGUUCCUAAAUAGUUGCAUUCUUUGUAAAUAUUUAUUCGGGAAAAUUUCACAAAAAAAUUGAUAACAAAUGCUAACAAUGAGUUGGUUGUGAUCAAAACGUUGGGCAAUUAGGCCCUGCAGAACUGAAUUUAUGAGCUACUUUGGCUUCCACUCCACUGUAGCUGCUGUGUAAGUUCCAACCAAAGAAGCUGCAGUGUCUUCUGAACUUUCAUGAUCAAGGUGGUUGAGGUUUUUUUAUAUGUAAAACUAAUUCAUAGGAGUUAAUUUUAUGUCUGUUUUAGCUUAUUAUAAAUAUAUUUCAAAUGGGAUCAGGUGUUUUAAAUGCUUCUUGUGUUCCUUGUUUUUUAUAAAUGAUAGACUGUCUGUUUCUGUUGUGCUGCUAAUGGAUCAUUCUUAGCUCUAUAUUAAUUUCAAACUGUGAAGUUUACUUUAGUUGACUGUCAUUUACAGAGAAGUCUUCAAAUGCUGUACUACUUGGACAACAUAUGUAUUUAUAAGAUUUUCUUAUACUUUUAUAAGAUCUGUUUUUUUAUAAUAUUUACAAAGUAUUCUUAUCUUAAGUGUUUUCUGUCAAUUUCAAGCCAUGAAGAAGAGUUUAACUGACUGUCUGUCACUUGCCACUUAUGUAGAUUUUCCUGAUUUAUGACACAUCUGUAACAUUCAUCUAUCAUCUAUACUGCUUUUUUUAUUUUAGAAUUGUUUUUGUUUAUUGCAUUUCUUGAUCUUUAUUUUCCUUAUUUCAACACAAGACCUUUACCAACAUAUUUUUACUUGGACAAUAUGGUUUUAGCAGGAUGUAAUUUUCAAAGUAAACCAAAUAUUGUAUAACAUACUGAGAUCUGCUUAGUUGAAGUCAGGGUCCCCGUGGGUAUAGCUAGCCAAUCCUGGAGCUGCCCAGGACUGGGCGCCAGUGCAGUUCGGAGUAAAAUGUGACGUUGAUCCCAAUUAAUGAUAUACAUUACUUUCGUAAAGAUAGAGAAAUUUUGCUUAGCUUUUGCUAAACCUUUAUUUAUUCUUGCAUAGUCUCAUAAUUACAAAGUAAGACAUACUUUGUGAGCCCUUGUCCUCUAGAUUGUAGUUACUGUAUAUAAUAUGUUCUGUGCUCUUCAGCGUGCUCACCAUGUUAACUCUGGAAUACAAAGCAGCCUUAAAUUUUUUUUGGACAUCUGUAUGUCCAUCCUGUAUUUGUGCUUAGACUGAGCCAGUUUCUGUCUGCCACACACAACAGAGAUGUUCACUCAUGGCUGAUGCUUUAAGAAGUGUCAGCCAGUAAACAAUGCCUAGUUUGUGCAUGUUGGAAGAAACUUUUUUUUUAUAGGCAAGCAAACCUGUCUGGUGUGCCUGAUUUUGAGACUGUUUAUCACCUCAUCACAAAUUUCACCGCUGCAUAGAAGUGUCAUUGUAACAAGAUCAGUUGCACUUUUUUGUAGAAUUUAUUUGAGUUUUUCACUGGCUGAGUAGAUAUCCAUCUGUAUAUCUCUGUUUUCAGUAAAGUUUUAGAAACACAUUUUGAUGAAAUAUCUUCUGUUUCAGGAGAGCGGUAUACAAAAAGCUCUUAGUAAAUGGCAAAUUAAAAAAUGUGCAGAGAAGUUUCUUUAAAAUAAAAAGGUGAUGAGAAGGGUAGUCCUUUCAGUCAGAAAUUUAGGGAACCUUACAAAACAAAUGACUAAAUAGCAUUGCAUUUGUAUUUCAUUACUUUUUUUGCUGCCUUUAAGUGAAUCAAAUGUUCAGCCUUGUGAUGCACCACUGGACACAUUGUUAGUCACCAUGUCCCUCUGCUUAACCUGCAGGGGCCCUAGUUUAGGAAAAAAAAUACAAUAAUCUUCAACUAAAUAAAGACAAAUAUGAAACGUUGGCAGCAUAAUUGUCUAUUGCUGGAAGAAACUUGUGCAUAAACCUUAAUUCAUUUUUAAUUACAUUCCAACUCUUGAGGUUCCCCAACCAAGACCAUAUGCUAACCUUGAGUUUAGUUCUGUUUUGCAGGCAUUCGGCUGGUAAAAAUAUCUUCACUGUUACAGCUUGGAGAUUUUGAGCCAUUAAAUCCUUCCACUGAUACUGGCUUUCACUAACUCACUGAAGUGAAAACGUUGAGUGUGUUUAAGUCAGAGUAAGUAAGCCAUUUAAAGAAUGAUGAAAUUAUCAUUUCUUGUGUCUACUGCUAAAGCCAAUGUCGUAUUUACAAGACUUCUAGUCGUUGGGAAUGUUAUACUUGCUGAUCUUUUUGACCGACCUUGUCAGUUUACCUGACUGAAAAUUGCUGGCCAUGUCACAUUUAACAACUUUAUGCCAAUCUUCUAGCACAGUCAUCAGACAAACUAGCUUCUCUUCUGUUUGUGAGGUCCAAAACACUCAUGUUCCUUGUUUCUGCAUCCCAUGCAUUGCACUUGCAGUCUUUGCUUGUCAGCUCUCAUGCAUAUAAAGCCCACCCCUACUACUAAAGACAACCUAAAACCUGUUUAAUUUUGUCAGGACAAGUCAUGGACUAGUUAGACUGAGUUGCUGGGAAUGUCAGACUGGGUGUCUGCCUCCAACUGUCUAAGAUUAUGUAAAUGACAGCAAUUGCUGAAAAUUGAAGGCAAAGUCAUCUAAUAUGAUGUGGUCUUAAGAAAUGUUUUUUUUAUAAAGUUUUAUAGGAGAUGCACUGGGAAAUAUGCAGAGCAAAUAAGAUGAAAACAUCUUUGAGGCAUAAUAAUUACAGUAUAAAUGACAAGAGAUUAAUUUAAAGUAACUUUUAGUAGUUCAUUGAUGGAUUUCACUUUAAUAAACUGAAAGCUUCACAGAAAAGGUGGAGUCGAUAAGCCUCAGAAAUUUUCAAAACGUUAGAAAAUUUAGAUGUAUAUAAAAAAAAGCUUUUGGGUCAGCACUGGAGGGCUGAUUUUUUUUAAAAAAUUUUUGCAAUCCUAGGGUGGUUCAUCAUCUAAAGACCACAUAACAAGGGCCAAUUUAACCCACUUUGUAAGGUUUGUCUCUGUGACUAAGAGACUGGUGUCCUUUUCUGUUUGUUCUUUUACUUUCACAACAAGUGAGUGACUUCUAUGAAAUAAUUUUCAUUCAUGGAUGUUAAUUGACCUUUAACUGUAAAAUGUCCAAUUUUGUAUGUAUGUUGAAAUGCCAGCUAGUGCCUUUAUUGUAUUUUUUUUGUGUGUGGUUGAAAAAUAAUAUGAAAAACUUUUGAUUUUCUAAAAUACUGAAUUUCAACUUUCAUAAUAAAUCAAAAAUUCUGAGAUCUUU